GGUUACUUGUAAACGUGAACAAUGGAUAAAGGAUAAAUAAAGAUGAGUUGUGAGUUGGCUGCACGCGCAGUAGAAAUGGUUGAAAAAGAUAUUAAUGCAUAAGAAGGAUUUAGUUGUAUCAAUAUUAUGUGACUUCGGCGCCCGAUGGCUGGGUGUACAAACUGCUGAUCUCGGAAGAUUUGAACCCUGGAUUACCUCGCUUCGGAUAUUCCGUUUUGGACUCUAGCGCCCCCUGACGUCAUCACCUCGUGUGGUUACGUGACCACGCCAGGGCCAGGUUGGACAUAGUGGGGCCCCCCUCGUGUAUGCCAGGAGACAAAUUUUUGACCUCGACAAUGUACGACGCUUCAGACGAGGGGGAGGACGAGGGAGCGGCGGGAGAGAAUGGAGGUGGUGGUUUUCAACAAAACACAUUCAACAUGAUUGGAGCCACCGGAAGCCGUCACAUCAACCAAAGACGUCGGGCCAGCCUGGCUGCCGGGACGCCCCUGCCCCUGUCCCUGGUGCAUAACUUGGAGCAGGUGGCGGAGUCGGACGAGAGCAGGGGUGCCGUGGCCCGCAGGCGAGUUGUGGAUACCUCGGAUUUACGCACCUGCGCCAUCUUGCAGUCACGUCUGAAAGAGCUGAAGACGUACCCAGAGAUGGCCACCUUCCAGGCCACAGCUAGCCAGCAGGAGGACGGAGAGAAUCAAACGAAUCAAGAUGGCCCUUUCAGUCACAUUUCUAGGAAAGCAGCUCUGCUAGGACUCACCGGUAUGGCGACUCAGUCAACCAGGUCCCUGUUCAUCUUCAGCGAGGAGAACUUCAUCCGAAAAUACGCCAAGAUAAUUAUAGAAUGGGGAUAUCCUUUUGCUAAAAAUAGAAGAGUGGAAAAAAAGGGAUGAAUGAAAUAAGUUGGGGAGAGAGUCGUUUGAAUCUUUGAGAGUUGGCCAGUGAGAUCUACGUCUAUGUGUAUACUUUAUCUAUGUUUGUUAAAUCUAUGUGUAUGUGAGGGUGUAUUACAGUGUACGUGGUCAAUGUUAACUGUGAUAAAAAGAACUGGAU
Molecule: messenger RNA, 1044 nt
Organism: Biomphalaria glabrata
Lineage: Eukaryota; Metazoa; Mollusca; Gastropoda; Planorbidae
Exons: 3
Coding region: 306-884 (192 amino acids)
Source: RefSeq, a predicted model, not a curated record